This is a messenger RNA of Lasiodiplodia theobromae, 2898 nucleotides long. Its product is annotated as DNA helicase. Gene Ontology annotation, molecular function: helicase activity. The transcript has a single exon. The coding region runs from base 1 to 2898 and encodes 965 amino acids. The record is from RefSeq and is a predicted model, not a curated record. NCBI's taxonomy places the organism in Eukaryota, Fungi, Ascomycota, Dothideomycetes, Botryosphaeriales, Botryosphaeriaceae.
AUGUCCUCUUUUCUGGCCCCCUCCGCUGGCCGCCCCCCGGAACGACCUUGUGCCCUCCGGCGCGUCCGACGACCGCGACUCUGGAACCGCUCACCCGCUCAAGUUGUUCCUACCCUGGAGGUUUAUGCAGACGAAGACAUCGAGAUGGAGCGCACCGGCGAAGAUUUGACUACCUCCAGCAAGAAGAUAGUGUCCUUUGAGAAUUUACCCGCCGCUCGGAAGUUCUGCGAAUAUUCGCCAGGUUACAUUGCCGACACAGCAUACGACAUGACUCUUGUCCACAGGGACUACCGUGGCCGGGACCGCAGAGCAUUCCGCAUGAGAGCCAAGGACAAGGACGGAAACGCGCUGAAGGGUUUCAACAAGAAGCCUUUCGAUGCCCCUCGACCAGCGUGCCUCGAAGUCAGCCUCGUCAAUGGCAGGAGCAUCGUUUGGGGAUCGCUUCCCGGAUACGAAGACGUCACGGAGAAGUCGCCGAUUACCGUGAUUCAUAGGAUCGAUACUCAGUAUCCGUCGAUGGAGAUCGUGGUCGCUCCAGAUCCGGGUGACGAGCAUGGCGAGGCUAUCACUUGCAUAAUCUACGCUGAGGCCAUCGAGGCCGGCCUCGAGGCCGACGAGACGCUAAAAGGCCUCUGGUCCGCAGAGUCCCAUGAAUUUGGCGACGAUUACUGGAAUGACUACGGCGCUGCAUUCGGCUAUGCUAACGGGACCGACCCGGCUUUCAAAGAGCGCCAAAGCUGGACGACUAUGGUGAAAAUUGACUCCCGCAGGCAGUCUACGCCGGCCUUGCCGGUACCGGAGCGGUCAAAGGUCAAGUUUCACGGCAUCAAUCCCGGUCGAGUCGAAGAGCUACGCGUCCAGAUCCUUGAGGGGAGCGAUGUGGCCCCACCGGCUGAUGACCCAGAGAGACUCGGUUUCGAUCCGUAUGAGGACCUCUCAUACCAGGAGCUGAUAAUCGGCUUCCUCACACAAGGUAAAUGCUGUGUGCAGAUCUUCACCAAGGUGACUCUCGCUGAGCAGUACGAUGGGGCAUACUCGGAGUUCAUCCAAUACUGGCUAAGCCUGAUGAAGACCUCAAUGACACUCGGCCAUUUCUGGUAUUACCGGAGGUACAACAGGGAAGGGACCCGCCUCAUCAGCCAUGACUUUACUAUCGCAGGCAUAGAGGCUCCUAGAUGGCUGGCCACCAAAUUCGAGGUCGUUUACGACACGAAUGACAUCCCGGUCAGCAUGGUGCCAUCCCGCUGGGGCACUUACCGCCUACCGAAGGUCCUUAUCGGUGAAGACUGUGCCUUCCUCGUCCAACUCGGUAGCCAAAGAGUACUGGAACACCAGAACAGGCUUCUCAGCAAGUAUCUCACAGAUCGCGAAGCUGAUUGCACCAUGAGGUUCAUCGCCAACCCACACAAGGAUCCUCAGUAUCUUGUGCAGGUCAAUAUCUCAGAGAGCCAUGAUAAGAAUGUCAUCAUAUCAACCGCCGACGCUCGCGUUAUCCUGAAGAUUGGAGGCUAUUUCCCAGGAUCGAGGAAGAACAGGGAUCUAGAGCUCACGGGAAUCGUCACAGAUGGCUAUCUCAGCGAAUCCUGCGACUUCACGGUCUUCUGUCAGGGAAUGGGGCCUAACAAUCUCAACGACUUCAUCAAGGGCAAGAUUGAGAUCGUUAACGAUAUAACCACGUGGGCUCGCCAAAUCAACGCGACAACCAUAGCCACAGACAAGCAACAGACCAGCGGCGUGGACAUCGGUGCACUGCUACACUUGAGGGAGCCUACGGUUGUGGAUACUGCUGUGGUCAGAAAGGUAUUCGAGGAGAACCCCGAGCAACAAGAGGUCUUUGACAAUGUCAUCAACAGCAGGCAGCCGAGCUUCAACUCCAGCCAAAGGGAGGCAGCCCAGAAGGUCACAAGAAGUUCCACAGGUCUCGAGCUCAUCGUUGGGCCUCCUGGUACCGGCAAGACCGACCUUGGCCAAACUAUCGUGGAAGGCCUUGCUAAGUGCAACUACCGAGUUCUUGUCGUUGCUACACAGCACGAGGCCGUCGACGUCGCCUUCCGGAAGUUCAAGUCCAUCACCACGCUUCCAGAGCUUCAAUUUUCUCGCUGGAUGAGGGAAUCUCCCAACUAUCAGCAGCCCUCUCAGUUCAACGCCCCAGUGACAACAUCAGCCGCAGAGACCCAUCAGGCUUUGCCCGAUGACAUGUGGAACAAGAUCAGCACCCCCGGCACGAGCCUGGACCCUGAGGUGGAGGGAUACCACGCGAAGUUCCAUACUUGGGUACAGGAAGUGGCUCAACAACCAGGUAACCCGGCCUACGAAAGGGCCACGCACUACCUAGAUACUCUUCGCUCCCUUGGCGAUCCGGACCUGAACAGCCAUGAUCGCAGGAAGUUGCUCGAUCUCGCGGACAAUCUGCGGACACAUGAUCUGGCAAAAGCCUACCUUCGCAGCGAAGUUCGCGUUGUUUUCGCAACCUGUGCCUCUUCGUGCUCGGAUACACUGUUCAGAUUCUUCCAGCCUCAGGUCGUGUUCGUCGAGGAAGCUGGCUUGGCGUCAAUCGCAGAUCUGGCUGUGCCCCUGGCCCCAUACAUGGAGUCAAUCAAAUUGGUUGUUAUGACGGGCGAUCAGGAGCGACCCCCGCCGUUUCUGCCGUCUGUAGGCGCUAACGAGGCAUCUGAUUUGUUGAGGCGUUCUCUUUUCAAGAUUCUUUUGGAAGAUGAGAAGGCGGAUCACACCGAGCUACUGACCUCCUACCGCACUACAGGGGAUCUGGAAGGCUCUGGGGAUCGUGGAGGCCGUGGCGGCGGUGGUGGCAGAGGUGGACGUGGAGGAAGAGCUCGCGGAAGAGGUGGCCGAGGCGGCAGAGGCGGAAGCGGCGGUGGAGCCUCAAGUGCGGCUUAG